AUGGCGCACAGUCUGCACUGGUACGCGCAAAUCUACUCGACGUCGCGAACCUUGUGCGUCUCGUCGCUCCCGCAGCUCGCGCUGCGCGUCAUGCCGGGCGUCACCAACUUUGGCGUGCUACGACGCGUGGCGAUCUCGCUGCGCUACAAGCGCCACGCACUGGGGCCGCCGCGGGGCGCCGUGCCUGCCUCGGGCUGGCGCGCCUUCACGCUCGAGCAGCGCCACGGACGGCUGCUACAGCUCGUGCUCGCACUCAAUGUGCUGUGGGGUCUCGCCGUUGCCGUCACGUCGGUUCGGGCGCUCUACUUACGGUCACCGUGCCCCGCCUACUGCGUCUACGCGUCGGCGCCGUGGUUCACCACCGAAUGCAACUGCAUCUACGCGCUUCUCAAUUGCCGCGACGUUGGCAUCGAAGCCGACGACAGCAUCGACGAUCGGUUUGCUUCGUCCAUUGUUGGCCCGAACCUUGUUUUCCUGCAUGUGCAGCGCUGCGCAGUCCCGAACGGCCUCGCACUCGAAACCAUUUCGCAGUUUCAGAGCCUGCAUUCCCUCAAGCUUGAAGUGACGCAGUUGGUGCGAUGGGACGUGAUUGGAACCUCGCUCCCGUCGUCGCUGAUGCUCCUUGAUGUGCGCUACAGCCGUCUCUCGUCGGUUCCUCGCAUUAUGCGCUCCAUGCCGCCGUCCGUGCGCUGGCUUUUCUUUGUCGGGCACCCCCAGCUGACGGACAUUUCCAGUGAUGUCUAUGCGAAUUGGACCAAUCUUCUCUCGCUCUGGCUCGGCGAGAACGCGCUAUCGCACGUACGACCUACGGACAUCGCACAAUUGACAUUGCUCCAGAUUGUGGAUCUGAGCAACAACCAGAUCGCAGCCAUUCCGGAGGCAGAAUUUGGCGAUCUUCCGAUGCUUCGAACGCUCUACCUGCACAACAAUGCAAUUCGCGUGUUUCCGUCGACGUUGUUGCAAGCCAAACCGAACCUCGUGCUCACGCUCAACCACAACCCGAUCACGACGAUUGCAGAUACCGUGGGCCUCUCGGUGCACAUUGCAUCGACGCCGUUCUGUACCGCGACGACGGCGUCGUCAGCAUGCUAUGACGACUGCGCGCCGAGUUGCGGCCGGCUCUUUGUCGGAAAUUACCUCUGUGAUCGCAGUUGCAACACGACGGCGUGCGCCUUUGACGGCGGCGAUUGCCAUUUUUAGCGUCAACUCGUUGUCCAAACGAUGAACCUCAUUCCCCCACGAGCGACUGGAUAAUCCCAAGACCCCAA
Messenger RNA from Saprolegnia parasitica CBS 223.65, 1268 nucleotides. RefSeq lists its product as hypothetical. Gene Ontology annotation, molecular function: protein binding. The record is from RefSeq and is a predicted model, not a curated record. Gene Ontology annotation, cellular component: extracellular matrix. The transcript has a single exon. The coding region runs from base 1 to 1200 and encodes 399 amino acids. Lineage: Eukaryota; Oomycota; Saprolegniomycetes; Saprolegniales; Saprolegniaceae.